AUAAACCACCCUCACUUUGAUCACUUCCUCAUCUCACUCUCACUACUAUUAAUUUCUCUAUUCCUUAUUCAUUCACACACCCUUUAAUUUCUCAGUUUUAUUUCAAUCCUUUCUCUCUUUCCAAAUGGCCAGUGUUGAGGUUGCACAUCAAGUACCACCAACAACAGUGCAAGAAAAUGAAACAACACCAGAGAUAAUCAAGACAGAGGAAACAAUUCCAGAACAACCAGCCACUGAAGUUACUGUCACAGAACAACCAGAGUCCGAAGUUCCUGCUACAGAAGUACCAACAGAAGAACCAACACAAACAACAGAAACAACAGAAGAAACUCCAGCUGCUCCUGAAACACAAGAUCCACUUGUAGUUGCGACCAAAGAAGUGGUAGCAGAAGAAGCCAAGGAAGAGAACUCAGAAGCACCUAAAGAAGCAGAGGAAUCAGUUGAAAAAGUGAAGGAAGAGGCGGCAGAAGUAGAGGAGGCUAAAGCAACCAAUGAAGAUGAGUCAGCUCCACCAGCAGCAGAAGCAGUAGUAGAGGAUGAGAACAAAUCAGUUGAAUCAGUGGAAGCUCCAGCAGCAGAAGCAGUUCCAGUUGAGACUCCAGAAGCUUAAACUAAUGAAGAAGGUGUGAAUGGAACUGAUAAAGAGAGUUUAAAUUAAUGGUUCUAGUUGUUGGGAUCAGGUCUACCAUUUUGCAUGUCAAGGUUGAAAAGCUUUUCUAUUUAUUAUUUCUAUAUUUAUUUUCCUUUAUUAAGUUUAUUAUUAUAAUUAUAUAUAUGGUAAGUCUUUGGAUAUGGUUAAUUUAUAUGGAGGGUAUAACUUGGCUCCACAUCAGCAUAUAUACACAUGCCGAGUGGUGGACAUGUGAAAAUCUAUUCCAUGAGUUGUGUAUUGAAGUGAUCAGCUAUAAAGUGCUAUGCAUCUUUGGGAAGGUUACAUGAGUUUGUCAUGGUGUGUUAUUAUGUUUCUCUAGAUUUGAAUAAAUGAUAUUUACUGUACUUUAUUUUA
This is a messenger RNA of Trifolium pratense (red clover), 1006 nucleotides long. RefSeq names its product fruit protein pKIWI501-like. Lineage: Eukaryota; Viridiplantae; Streptophyta; Magnoliopsida; Fabales; Fabaceae. Bases 125 to 610 code for a protein of 161 amino acids. The record is from RefSeq and is a predicted model, not a curated record. The transcript has 2 exons.